This is a messenger RNA of Thunnus maccoyii (southern bluefin tuna), 3914 nucleotides long. Its product is annotated as plastin-1-like. Gene Ontology annotation, cellular component: actin filament bundle; cytoplasm; actin filament. The transcript is spliced from 19 exons. The record is from RefSeq and is a predicted model, not a curated record. Gene Ontology annotation, molecular function: calcium ion binding; actin filament binding. Bases 1441 to 3369 code for a protein of 642 amino acids. Gene Ontology annotation, biological process: actin filament bundle assembly; actin filament network formation. Lineage: Eukaryota; Metazoa; Chordata; Actinopteri; Scombriformes; Scombridae.
ACCAAGUGUUUUUGUGCCCAAACCCAACCAGACCUUUACCUCAGCGUUGUCACAUCAUAAAAACAUAAUUGUUUUGUACAAUGACGAAUUACGCGCACAAUGAAUAAACGUCUACAAAUCUCGCGAGACCUUCGUAAAUAGGGUUACCAUUUAAACAUCCGUUACAUCUUCUCUCCCUUUCUCUUUUCAGUGAUUAUUGUGAUGGGCAAAAUCACAAAAAUCAGUAAGAACAACAAUAACACCUGGAUAUUUUUAGAACGUGGUAUUGUUACUCGAGUGAUAAUGCAUAAAGGAUUUGAAUACUUCCUCCACCACUGGAUACAAGGAAGAUCCUCUGUACUCCAGCAGCUGAGCAGCUCAGCCUCAGAUGUCAGAUCAAGCCAGCACUGCCUCUGAGUGGACAUGACUUCACAUUACACAUGAGCGAAUCAUCACAGGCUCAACCAAACAUGGACAUGCAGGCUGAUAUAGGGGUGGAGUAUUCUUCAUUUCAGUUCCAGAUACUAUGACAGUAAAAAUUUAUAAUACAAAUGGAAGACAUAGAGUAUAAUGAAGUAAAUGUUUUGUGUACGUCUUUCAUACGUUGUUUUAAGACAGGCUUAAAAAAACUAAACCUAACUUUUAACUUUUGAAGAUGAAAUGAUGACAAAUGGAUCAAGAAUAGAGAACAAGAGUUUUAAAAGAAGGUUAUGUUUUACUCUUAGGGUCUCUUCCUCGUGUAUUUCAUCCCAUAUUUUUCACAUUUGGUCAGUGAACAUCUAGAUUUCCUAUUUUUGGUUAUUGAAAAUUGAGAGUAAAUAUACCUGCACUAGUAAAACUCUACAUGUGAAUUUAGACAAUUUUAUGUUCUCUAUGGUCUCUGUAAUUCUGUAUGUCUGUAUGGUUUUCACUCUAUUCACCUUCCUGCGCAUGAGCUCUUAGGUGCCGGUGAAUAAUGCAGGAGGCUUAUGAGAAAGUCUUUGGCCGUUACGCUUUUACACCAACGACUGAUCCUGGCUCAGGGGCCGAAACCAAAGCUAUGGCUGGUACAUCAAGAGCCGGAGGUGAAACGCUUGCCUGAGACCGGCGGUUAGGAGGAGAGAGUAACCGGAGAGCACCUUUCACAGAGUGAAACUGUGCUGAUCAGGUGUCUGAGGAAGAAAAGACCUGAACCGGAGACAGAAAGAUGGAAGCCGCGGGCCUUGUGGAUUCACAGGAAAAACUCAGAUAUGACUGCGUAGUGAUCAGGGGCCAGGCAGGCCAAAGGUCCAUUCUGUGCCUCUCCUGAGUGACUCCUCCUAGACGAGAUAACCAGUGCUCUAGCCUCUCAGGGAUCCAGCUUCCUCUCUGAACUGGUCUGAAGCAUUGCAGAGCUCUGGAAGACCACAGUGCUGUACCCAGGCCGGUGGGAUCUGCACUGAGAGGCAGCGGACAAGACUAACUGGAAACACACAGGCUCUUAUGAAGGUACACACAGCAGAAGUGACAAUGGAUCAUUUCACACAGAUUUCCCGAGAAGGCCUGGAAGAGCUCAGAGAAGCUUUUAACAAAAUCGAUAUUGAUAACAGCGGCUAUGUGAGUGACUUUGAGCUUCAGGAGCUGUUCAGAGAGGCGAAUUUCUCCCUGCCAGGGUACAAGGUGCGAGAGAUCAUAGAGACCUUCGUCGCUGGAGACACCAACAAGGACGAGAAGAUCAGCUUUGAGGAAUUUGUUUCUAUCUAUCAAGAGCUGAAGAGUAAGGAGCUCAGUGAGACGUUUAGAAAAUCCAUCACAAGGAGAGAUGGGAUCCGCUCCUUUGGAGGAAUGUCAGGAAUCUCCAGCGAGGGAACACAGCACUCCUACUCUGAUGAGGAGAAAGUGGCAUUUGUCAACUGGAUCAACAAAUCCUUGGCAAAAGAUCCAGACUGCCAACAUUUUCUUCCCAUGAACCCCGACGACGAAAGCCUCUUCAAUUCUGCCCGCGAUGGCAUCCUGUUAUGCAAAAUGAUCAACAUGUCUCAACCUGACACGAUUGACGAAAGAGUCAUCAACACUAAGAAACUUACCACCUUCAAAAUGACAGAGAAUCUGGUCCUCGCCCUGAACUCAGCCUCAGCAAUUGGCUGUACGGUGGUGAGCAUUGACGCCCAUGAUCUGAUGGCUGGAAAACCCCAUCUGGUCCUGGGACUUUUCUGGCAGAUUAUCAAGGUUGGCCUCUUUGCUGAUAUAGAAAUCAGCAGGAACGAAGGUCUAAUUGGCCUUAUGACAGAUGGAGAACAGCUGGAUCAUCUAAUGUCUCGCUCUCCUGAGGAGUUGCUGCUCCGCUGGGUCAACCAUCAUCUACACAACGCUGGAACAGAGACGAUAGGCAACUUCAGUGAAGACAUCAUGGACUCGCGGGCAUAUUUCCACCUGUUGUACCAGAUAGCUAGCCAAGAAGAGUAUGAAAUGGGCGGCAAAAUCGACAUGAGAGGCCUGCAUGAGCCUGAUUUGGAUCAAAGGGCCGAGCUGAUGCUGCAACAGGCGGCCCGGCUGGAUGGCAGACAGUUUGUUUCUGCUCACGAUGUCACAUCUGGAAACAUCAAACUCAACUUGGCGUUUGUGGCCAACCUGUACAACAUGUACCCUGCUGUGAGGGCUCAGAUGAACGGAAACAGCAUAGACGCUGCACAGAUAGAGGGUGAGUCCAGAGAGGAGAAAACAUUUCGCAACUGGAUCAACUCUCUUGGCGUCUCUCCAUAUAUCAACCACCUGUACUGGGACCUGUGUGAUGGUUUGGUGAUUAUGCAGCUUUAUGAGAAGGUUAAUGUACCUGUCAACUGGAAGAAAGUCAACAACCCCCCUUAUCCUGUCCUGGGGGCCAACAUGAAGAAGCUGGAGAACUGUAACUAUGCUGUGGAACUGGGCAGAGACGUAGCUCACUUCUCUCUGGUCGGCAUUGGAGGAGAAAACUUGAACGAGGGCAGUCGUAUGCACACCCUGGCGCUGGUCUGGCAGCUGAUGAGGAGGUACACAGUGCUGGUUUUGUCAGAUCUGGGCGACGGAGAGAAGGUUGGAGAUCAGAUCAUCCUCAACUGGGUGAACACCACCCUGAGCCAGAAGCGCAAGGACACACAGAUCAGCAGCUUCAAGGACAAACUGAUCAGCACCAGUCUGCCAGUGAUUGACCUGAUCGACGCCAUCGCUCCUGGUUCUGUCAAGUGGGACAUGGUGAAGAGAGGAGAGAAAGGAAUGCUGAACGAUGAAGAUAAACUCAGCAAUGCCAAGUAUGCAAUCUCACUGGCCCGCAAGAUCGGCGCUCGUGUCUACGCGCUGCCUGAUGAUUUGGUGGAGGUGAAUCCCAAGAUGGUGCUGACGGUGUUUGCCUGCCUGAUGGGCAUGAAAAAGACCAAACCACUGAACCAGAAAUGAACAAACCUCUUGAGUACUAUCUACAUUUCUGCAUUUUGUUUCUACAUGCUACUUUUGCACAUUUUUGACAUCAUUGUGAUUUCUUUUCUUUGACCUUCAAUCUUGCUAGUGGCAUUCACAGCAAGAACAUCUCUCAUUCUCUGUUAUUCUAUCCAUGAAAACAAUACACGGACCUAAAGUUAGAAAUUAUGUCUCAUCAGCAAAACUGAUACCUUUGUUUAUCUGUGAUUUCACAGAACAAUCUCUUAAUUGUUCUUUGUUGUAUGAUAUUUAAGAGGAGAUGAGCAAAAAAGAGAAAAGCAAAAUUACACACACAUCUCCUCCUUUGGCAACGAUAUUUCUGUAAAUGUUGUGCAUUGAAUAUUGCUAUUUAAUUAUUAAAAAGAAUCUAUUAAAUGUACUGAAGAGCCUUGUAUAUGUGUGUUGUUGUCUCUCAAUAAAAAAUCUUUCACAACUUUCAGAAGUUUAAACCAGGUCAUUUAUAUGUUAGUCCAUAAAUCCUGUUGAGGUCAUGUGUCAGUGAUGUUGUGAGUAAAAAACAGAAG